AUGGAAGUGCAACCAUGCUGCAAUUUAGGGUCGCAUCGUUUUGAGAAAUUCUCAACCUGGAGUAAACUCACUCAGGCAAUAUUGCUGAUUCAGAAAGUUGUUAGAUGGAACUUACUACACAAACGUAGAAAUGGAGAGGACAAAAAUCCACUUACCUUGAGAGCUGCUGAACUUCUGAUCAUUCACGUCAUUCAACAUGAGGCUUUCCUGGAUGAGAUUAUCGCCUUAAAAUCUGGACAGACUGUGCUUAAAAUGAGUCCCAUUUACGACCUCGACCCUUACCUUGACGACACUGGAUUAUUGAGAAUUGGAGGAAGACUUCGCCGUUCGAACCUGACCACCCAGGAAAAGAAUCCAAUCAUUAUUCUCAAGAAGAGUCACGUUGCAACUCUGCUCAUAGAUCAUUUUCACAAAGAAGUAAAACAUCAGGGUCGUUUGUUCACAGAGGGUGCAAUACAUAGUGCGGGGUAUUGGAUCAUCGGGUGUCGUCGUCAAGUGAACUCUUACUUGCGAAGGUGUGUGAUCUGUAAGAAACUUAGAGGAAAACAGCAGCAACCUAAAAUGGCCGACCUUGCGGAAGUUCGUCUUCAACCUGCCCCACCAUUUUCAUUUGUUGGAGUAGAUGUUUUCGGACCCUGGGGUGUAGUUACUAGAAAUACCAGAGGAGUGAAGGCGCAAGCUAAAAGAUGGGCAGUUAUAUUUACCUGUUUGGUCAUUCGAGCGGUUCAUAUUGAGGUGUUAGAAGAGAUGAGCUCUUCUAGUUUUGUUAACGCAUUACGCCGUUUUGUUGCACUGAGAGGAGAAGUACGGGUGAUAUGCUCAGACUGUGGAACCAACUUUGUUGGAGCUGUGAAGGAACUGAAUGCUAGUGUUAUUGAUGUAAAUGAUAACAUUCUCUCUAAUUUCAUGAAGAGAAAGGGAAUUCAGUGGAAGUUCAAUCCCCCACAUGCAUCUCAUAUGGGCGGAUCUUGGGAGCGAUUAAUUGGCGUUGCGAGGAAGAUCUUGAACUCUCUGCUCCUGGAUGCCAAAGUCACACGCCUUACUCAUGAAGUACUGGUAACUCUAAUGGCUGAGGUAACUUCCAUCAUUAACGCUCGUCCACUGGCUGGAAUCUUCUAUGAUCCUUAG
Molecule: messenger RNA, 1128 nt
Organism: Magallana angulata
Lineage: Eukaryota; Metazoa; Mollusca; Bivalvia; Ostreida; Ostreidae
Exons: 1
Coding region: 1-1128 (375 amino acids)
Biological process (GO): DNA integration
Molecular function (GO): nucleic acid binding
Source: RefSeq, a predicted model, not a curated record